AUGGCUGCAUCGUCAUGUCGCGAUCGUUUGAGGACGGAGGGCAGGCGAAGAGUUGAAGCCGAGUCUGCGGAUGCUCACACGCCUCUUCUGGACAACCAACGCGGCACACAGGCUGGCAACCGGACAAAAGACACCACCAUGACGAGACUGGGAACGUUGAGGGCAUACUAUCUCGGCACAGUAUGCUGUAUCGGAGGAUUCCUGUUCGGCUACGACUCCGGCAUCAUCGGUGGAGUCCUCACAUUAGCAUCCUUCCAGAACGACUACCGCUACGACAGUGACAGGAAGACCUUCGUGACUUCACUCGCUGUUGCGCUUCAGCAGCUGGGCGCCUUCGUUGCUUGCUUUGCCAUAUGGCCAAUCGCCUAUCGAUAUGGCAGACGCAGCGCAAUCGCGGUCUGCUCCCUGAUCUUCUGCAUUGGUGCCGUGAUACAGACUAUCAACACUCACUCUCGGCCGGCUUUCUAUGUGGCCCGUGUAAUUGCAGGUCUUGGUCUUGGUGGCAGUUCUGUGGUCGUGCCAAUGUUCAGCUCGGAGAUGACACCCAAGCAGCUGAGAGGACAGAUUGGCAGCUUCUACCAACUAAUGUUCACAUUUGGCAUAUUUACGAGCUACUGGGUUGGCUAUGGCGUCGCGCAGAACAUCUCAAAGGCAGAGACCAGGCAGUGGCAGAUACCGGUGGGACUACAGCUGAUGCCAGCAGCUUUGCUAGGCCUCGGCAUGCUGACGCUAAAAGAGUCGACCAGAUGGCUCACAAGUCGAGGCAGGCACGACGAGGCUUGGGAGUCGCUGAAGUGGAUCCGUGCUGAUGACAGCGAGGAGACGCAGGUCGAGAUGGAGAAUAUUCGAGCUGGCGUUGAGUAUGAGGCCCACGCCAAAGAAGGCUUCAAGUUUACAGGUGAGCUCUACAUCGUGGCAAGGGGUCUCUAUGCUGAUGUGCAACUAGAACUGGUGGACAAGCAUAACUUCAGGCGGACUGCCACAGCUGCAGCCGUCUUCACGGCACAGCAAGCCACUGGUGCAACGGCAUUUGCAUACUACGGACCACAAUACUUCAAGCUGCUCGUAGGCAGCAAAGGCAUCAACAAUCUCCUCCUAACCGCAAUCUUCGGUGCCGUCAAGGUCGCCGCUUGCGGUCUGUUCGUACUCUUCGUGGCCGAUAACAUCAAUCGCCGCACAGUCCUGAUAGGCGGCGCACUCUUCAUGGCCGCCUGCCAGAUUUCAACCUCUGCCAUGCUGAAAACACACCCACCACCAGAAAACGCAGACGUCACACCAGCCGGCAUCGCCACAAUCGCACUCAUCUACCUCUUCGUAAUCGCCUACAACUUCUCCUGGGGGCCCCUCCCAUGGCCAUACGUCGCGGAAAUCUUCCCAGCGAGAGUGCGCGAGCCAGGCAUCGGGGCCGGUGUGGCUUUCCAGUGGCUCUUCAACUUCGUCUUCUCCCUCACGACACCAUACAUGAUCGACAACAUGGGCUGGGGCACUUUCCUCCUCUGGGGCCUCUUCGACGCUGUCAUCGCUGGAUAUGCCUGGUUCGGCCUCAUCGAGACACGAGGAAAGACUUUGGAGGAGGUCUCUGGGCCUGCGGCUGGUGGAUAUGGGAGUGGCCCUGAUAGUAUUAACGAUGAUCGAGAAGUGGGAAAAGUCCCGCAGCUGUCUUUGCGAUAG
Messenger RNA from Fulvia fulva, 1671 nucleotides. RefSeq names its product Quinate permease. The coding region runs from base 1 to 1671 and encodes 556 amino acids. Gene Ontology annotation, molecular function: carbohydrate:proton symporter activity. The transcript has 3 exons. Gene Ontology annotation, biological process: carbohydrate transport; transmembrane transport. Lineage: Eukaryota; Fungi; Ascomycota; Dothideomycetes; Mycosphaerellales; Mycosphaerellaceae. Gene Ontology annotation, cellular component: membrane. The record is from RefSeq and is a predicted model, not a curated record.